AUGGAACAUGGAUCAGAAUCGACACAAAAAUGGCUUGGUUACUAUCUGGAAUGCAAUGCUGAUAAUAAAGAUCCUUCUUGGAAUUGUUCUGGUAAUGUUACACUUAAACUUCUUUCUCAAAAACCAGGAAAAGAGGAUUAUGUUCGUGAAUUUAGUCAUGUAUUCAAUGCGAAAGAGGACGAUUGGGGUUAUAAACAGUUUAUGACUUUUGAAGAUAUUAUGGACCCUGAAAAAGGCUGGUAUGAUGAGAAAGAGGAUACUAUCGUUCUUUUGGUUGAUGUAAAAGCAGACCCACCACAUGUAAUUAAAUCUUUGGAAGGAAUUAAAGAGAAGGAGAAUGAAAUUGAAAUAAAUAAUUCUGUAAUUAAUUUAGAAGAAUUGGAAAAUUUGAAGAAGAAUAAAGAAGAAAGCGAUAAAAAAUUAAAUGAAAAAUUAAAAGAAAAUAAAGAAAUUUACGAGAAAGUUGCUAAAAAUGUAAAUCAAAUUACAAUAUCUUGUGAAGAAAUUAUUAAAUUAAAAGAAGAAAAUAAUAAAUUUAUGAAGGAGCUUGACAAAAAUAAUUUUAUAAUAAAACAAUUGGAAAGUGAAAAAGUGAAGAAUUUAAAUGAAUAUGACUUGGAAAUCGAGAAAAUUAAAAGCAAAGUUGAAAAUCUUGAAAAAGAGAAGAAAAGUGCUUGUGAUUUAAGCAAGAUUAAAGAAAAUGAAUUAAAGGAAGAGAAGAAAAAAGUUGAAGAAUUAAUUAUUUUGAAUAAAAAUUUGGAAACAAAAGUUAGCGAAGUUGAGACUGAAAAGGCUAAAUUAAAUGAGAAGGUAAAAGGAUUAUUAUUAAAAAGUUUUUAA
Molecule: messenger RNA, 840 nt
Organism: Meloidogyne enterolobii
Lineage: Eukaryota; Metazoa; Nematoda; Chromadorea; Rhabditida; Meloidogynidae
Source: the annotation of a GenBank genome assembly